Aureobasidium namibiae CBS 147.97 is the source of this 1347-nucleotide messenger RNA. RefSeq lists its product as uncharacterized. NCBI's taxonomy places the organism in Eukaryota, Fungi, Ascomycota, Dothideomycetes, Dothideales, Saccotheciaceae. The transcript has a single exon. The coding region runs from base 1 to 1347 and encodes 448 amino acids. The record is from RefSeq and is a predicted model, not a curated record.
AUGUCUGGCAACUCUCGAAACAUGGGCCAGAUGAAACGCGACCCGGAACUCGUGGACAGUGUCAUGGGAUCUGCCAAAGCUUGCACAAACAUCUCGGAGAACCUCGACUACCUCAAGCAAACCACAGCUGGAUGCCUCAGUGAACCUCUGGGCCUUCUUGAGACCGAGUUUUUUCGGAUGGGUCUAUCAUACACGCUUGUAGGAGACUGCAUGAGAAAGCCCAAACCAAUCUGGAACCAGAAUAUCACGCUCUCCAUCAAGUUCACACGGGACCAAUGUCAACAGAUUGCUGAAGAGACGUCAGCCAUUCUCAAAGAGCACGGACCGUGGACCGUGAGAGCUACAAGUGGCUCCUGCUAUCGUCUUAAUGUACUCGCCAAGCGCAUGGGACUGUACAGCAUGUACAACGAAUUGUUUACCAGGACUUUGAAACUUGUUGAGCCUCCUGAAGAGCCUGCCCGACAUGGACUACCUGUUUGUUGUCCAGAUUCCACAUCAAGUCAUUAUGCAAGGCAGGAACGAGCAGCUGCCUCUGCACGUCAGAGAAUGAAGAAGGGCGUCUGUUCUAGCUCUUUCACCGAGGUGGAACAAGCUUUGGAAUGGACAAAGAAGUGUUCGAAGGCGCUGCGGGACAUUCAAAUCACAGAAGCAUCGCCUCAGAGAUCAGACAUAUCAGAACAUUCAAUUAUGGACGACUGGUCGACAACCCAAUCGACCACAGGUAUCAUGACUCCAAGCGAAGACUGGAGUGAUCUGGGCAGCGAUACCACAGAGAUCGGUCACGCCCCUGCCAUUACCAGACACAGUUUGCAGCUUUGCGGAUAUGCUACCGCCAACUUUCUGAGGCUAAUCAACGAACUGCAGAGCCCGUUGACGCACAGAAAUGAUUCGGUUGGUGUUGGCGCCGAGGAUCUUCAGCGCUUGCACAAAGCCUACGAUGAGCUGGUUGUCCUCUUGCUCCAUGCGUUGGAUGCUCCGGUGCCAUCUGAGCUCCAUCUUUCAUACUUCUCCAAUCCUCACCAGGUGGUCAACUAUCACAACUUGAGUCAUGCUGUCAAAGUGACCGGAAACUUCCUGCAUGAUAACAACGAUAUCGAAGAAAGCUUUGGUCAUCUGCCCGGAUCCACACCAGUCGGCAGAGCCGACAUCGAAGCUAUGCACAAAGCGUACGGUUAUCUCGUUGACACAUUGCUCUUGAACUUGGCUGCACCAAUACCAUUCCAGAACGAGAGAUUUGCUCCACGCUCGACACCAGCACCAGUUGCGGCUCUGGCUCUGGCUCAAGUUCCAGCUCCGUUCUCAAUUCCAGCUCAAGAGGUUCCCAGGGCAGUCGUUCACGAUGUCUAG